AUGAGGGGAAUCGUCCUAGCCCUCCUGCUCACCCUUGCGGUGAGCCAGAAGUUUCCACAAAGGAUAGAUUUCAUCAAUGGGAAACUGUACCAGUUCAAAUAUGAAGCCGUCAUUCGGAAUACAGCCCAAGGAGAUGGUCUGGGACAAUCUGCUGUAAAGCUGACAUCUGACAUAUCUAUUUAUGGAGGAGAACGGGACAAUACCCUCAUGUUUCUCUCUCCUCAAAUGGAAGAAUUUGUCGGAUUCCCUAGACAGCCAAGAGAUCAGUUUGUUGAGCCAAAAGACCAGUUCACUGAGCCUCCCAAGAAACCUGGCAAACUGGAUGCUUGCACCCUGUAUACCUACCACUUUGAAUACAACAAUGGAAGGAUUGAGAAUAUCCGUGUAUCAACACAAGUACCUCUAUACUGUUUGAACAUGGUGAGAGGCAUCCUGAACAUGCUGAUUGCAACACCAAGGAACCAGAAAGAAUAUGAGCUUCAGGAGGAUGGCAUUGAUGGUGAGUGCCAGACUCGGUAUGUAAUCGUAGAUGACAAGAGCAACAAUGGUGUCAUUAUGACCAGGACCAAGGACUUGAACAACUGCAGGAAUAAAGUCAAGCGGACCAUUGGAAUGUCUUACUUCUACUUGAAUCCUAAAUGCCUGCUGAGAAACACAAUGGUUCAAGGGACUUCAGCCUUUGUCAUGAAACUGAGAUUUGAAGGUCCUGAUUGCAAGAUCGCUCAAGUUGAGUCAGAGGAAGUAUACCAAGUUUCUCCAUUCAGUGAAGCUGAUGGUACUGGAGUAAUGACAGCCUGGCAAAAACUUACCUUGAUUGAUGUCAAAACUGAACAUGCAGAAAAGCUACAGGAACAGGUUGUGGCUGAAGAGAAGACUGUAGACAUUCAUUAUGAAUUUCCAGAAAAUCUGCCUCAGAUGGUUCUCAUUGAAAACGCUAAGCGACAGAUUGUAGAAAUUCUGCAAGAGGUAGACCGCUUGCCAGGCAUCCCUCUAGAAGUUGUCCCCAAGUACAUCGAACUGAGUCAGCUGUUCCGUCGUUUGACUGUUGAAGAGAUGAACACCAUCUACAAUGACUUUGGGAACAGACCCAGAGCCAGGCAGUUUCUACUGACUGGAAUGGCCUAUGCAGGCACUUUAAAUUGCAUGAAGUUCAUCAAGGACAAACUGGUCAAAGGAGAACUGCACAAAAUGGAACCUUAUUGGGUUGUUCCCAUAACUCUCCACUUUGCCAACCCGGCCAUUGCUAAAAUGGAAGACACAGCGCGAGUAGCAGCAGAAAUAGUCAACAAAGUUAGUAGUUCCGGGUCAUUUUGGCUUCAGAAGCUUGCCUUCCUGGGAUAUGGAUCACUGGUCUACAAACAAUGUUCUCAGGCUAGACCUUGCUCCAACAAAUUGCUUGAGCCUCUCCACGACCUCCUCACUGACGCAGUCUCACAUCACGAUGAGAACCUCAUGAUGUUGGCUCUGAAAUCUCUUGGCAAUGCUGCUCAGCCAGCCAGCUUGAAGAUAGUGAGAGUCCUGGCUGAGAAUGAUAAAUACACAAAAUUCAUCCAGGCCACUGCUAUUCAGACGUUGAUGCAAAUUGGCAAACAGGACCCUGCAAAGGUACAAGGAAUCCUUAUUCAGAUCUAUUUGAACACUUCCAAUUCUAUUCAAGUCCGAAUUAUGUCUUGCAUCGCCAUCUUUCAAACCUACCCAGCUCUCCCCAUGGUGACAGCUAUUGCUAAUGCAGCAUUCAGAGAGAAGAAUCCAGUCCUUUACAGCUUUGUCUAUUCUCAGCUGAAGGCUUGGACCAAAACCAGGAUCCCAGCAUACUAUGAACUGUCUUCUGUUUGCAAUGUGGCCUUGAAACUUCUGAAUCCCAGGUUUUUCCGACUGUAUGAACGUUACAGCAAAGUUGUCCAUUUCAAUUUCUUUAAUAGCAUCCACAGAUUUGGCGCCAUUGCAAAAUUGUUUGUGAUUGACAACCCCAGAGGACCACUCCCCUCAAAUGUCAUGUUUAACACACAAUUAAUCUUUUCAGGCACAAUUGUCAAGCCAUUUGAGGUUACACUGCAAGUUGAAGGUCUCAGGGAAUGGUUACGGAAACUAAAUGUCCCAUUGGAUCAAUACUCUGGCGACCAGAAGAUAAAAGAUACUGAAAGAAAGCUGCCAGGAUUCAAAGACAUACCUCUUGAAAGGUCAUUAUUAGCUGCUAAUUUAAAAAUUUUAGGCCAAGAAGUCAUGUUCUUCACUCCUGAAGAAACAAUGCAACUUAGGAAGCUUGGGGAGGAAAAACUACUUGGGCCUCAAGCCUUAGGAAUGGUCUAUCAGAUCAUCCAAAAUAUUGAUCAGCAAAUUACCCAAGCUCUGAUUCUGGAGGCUCGGCACAUAGUUCCUACCACUCUUGGUCUGCCAUUUGAAGUAAGCGCCGCUGGCAUUGCCAUGGUACAUAGUUCAUUAAAAGCUGUGAAUAAUAAUGAAGGUCAGAAGAUGGUCCGUGAGGAACUUCAGCUUGAGAGCCAUGUUGUCUUCCAAGGUUAUGGAAAGCUUUUCUGGGGAGUUAACACAGGUUUCUCCCAACAUAUUGUGGAAAUCACAGGCCAGUUCCGUACACAAGGCUCCCUGAAAAUGAAUGCCAUCUGGGACAUGAAAGCCCGGAACUUCAAAGUUGAGAUCGACCCAAUCCAUGACAAAUAUGAACUCGCAGUGGCAAGCCAUGCAGCCCAUGUUGUAGCAAUGCAUCUGCAUUCUGAGAAGAAGGCUCCAGUUCUUCCUGAAAGGCUUGGAGAGGAUAUCUUGUCAGAAGAGUUCAACCCAAGAGAUGAAGAUGUUAAACAAUCAAGAGCAUCCUACAAACCCAACCCCAGAGACCUCUGCUUUACAUGCCAAAUCUACCCUGUGAAGUUCUGCUUGGAGACCGUGAAGAAAACAAAGGAUGUUGUGCCCAUACGGAGAACAUGGAUGCACUUCUUAUGUGAAGCCCAUGAAGUGAGGAUUCUGCUGACACCAGUUGUUGCUAUGGAGAAGAUCAAAGGGGAAAUUCAACAGGUCCUUGAAUUACCCAGGAUGAAAAGAGAGAUAAAACGUCACGGAGGAAAGGAUGAGUGCCAGGAUUUCCCAGUUCCACCUGAAGGCCAGGAUGUUCCCUGCACACUUGAGUAUCUACCUGUCUGUGGCAGUGAUGGUGAGACUUACCCAAACAAAUGUAACUUUUGCAAUGCCAAACGGCUAAGUGGAAACCAGAUCACAAUAGAACAUGAAGGUGAAUGUGAGCAAGAGGGUGGAAUCACACCUACAAAGAGGCCUUCCAAGCAAUCCAAAAAGCAAGAUCCUGACCUAGAUGAAAACUCAGAUAGUUCCAUCGAUUCCUCUUCCAGCUCUGACUCUUCUGAACCUGCUACUAAGCCAAGGAAAGGUAGAAAGCAAGAUGAUAGCAGCAGCGACACCAAGAGCAGCAGUGAUAGCAGUGACAGCAGCAGCAGUACAAGCAGUGACAAGAGCAGCAGCAGCAGCGACAGUAGUGACAAGAGCAGCAGCAGCAGCAGUGACAAGAGCAGCAGCAGCAGCGACAACAGCAGCAGUGACAAGAGCAGCGAUAGCAGCAGCGACAAGAGCAGCAGCAGCAGCAGUGAGAACAGCAGCAGCAGUGAUGACAGCAGCAGUGAUAGCAGUAGCAGUAGUGACAGUAGCAGUAGUGACAGCAGCAGCGACAGCAGCAGCAGUGAGAGUCAUGAGGAUUCCAGAAAGAAGGGAGGUCGACAAGAAAUUUACCAGUUCAGUUUCAGAUCAGUCAAACAGCAGGUAAGCAAACAGCAGCGCAACCAAAAGCAACAGAGCAGCAGCCAGGACAGUGAUGAUAGCAGCAGCUCCUCUAUUCCAACUCUUCACUCCAGCAUUGAGGACAAUAUAGACUAUUCAGAUAAAAAAUGGGUAAAGGUUCUGGUUGCACAUCUCCGCAUCAUCCGUCGUGAUAAGAAACCUCAUGGAGUUGAUGCUCUGGUGUUUAAAACUCCCACCAGAUUUAGAAUGACUGUGACAAACUUCACACGUCCCGGCAAGCCAAUUGUCUGCUUGGAAUCUGGAAUGCUGAGUCCUUACAAAGCAAUGACCUCUUUGAAAACGGGCUGGGACUGCAAGGAGUAUGAGAUCUCAACAGAAGUUGAGACCGGUUGGUUGUCUGUCCAUCCAGCUAUUCGUUGGAAAGUUAAUUAUCCCAGGGUACCUGAAGUGCUGCUUACCCUUUGGGAACCGAUCUACAGCCGAAUCCCUGGAGUGGCCUACAUGCUGGGACUGUCACAUAAAAUCCAAAAAAAUCCCUCUCGAGAAGCUUCAUUGGUUUUGGCUCUAACUGCUCAAAGAAGCUUUGCCAUGGUCCUGAGGAUGCCAGAAGUGAGUUUCUAUGGGGAAGACCUCAUGCUUCCAUUUGUAGUGCCACUCACUCGUUCUCUGCAAUCUUCCAAACUCAGUGAUGUUCCAUUAAGGAUCCUUGCUAGUCUGAAUGGGGUCUGCAGAGUAAAUAAUCAAACAAUCACAACUUUCAACGAACGAACGAUCAGCAAAGGAUUGGUGCCAAACUGUUUCUUGGACUUGUUACAAGACUGUACUUGCCACAAGAAGCUUAUGAUGCUGAUGAAAUAUGAAUCCAAUAACAAUAACAAUAUAUUACUCAAUAUCACUGUUUCCGACACGGAAAUUGUCUUCAUGUCUCGUGAGAAAAAGCUUAUAGCAACACUUAAUGGGACUGUCAUAAACAGCAAUGAAGAUCACUUGCGCAGACUUAAAGACAUAGCAAUGGUUAUUAUUAUAAUAAAAGAGGACAAGCUUAUUCUUCGGGCGCAGUCCCAUGGACUUGAGGAAGUAGUCUACGAUGGACAUAAUGUUAUGGUUACAGUUACUCCUGAGAUUGGAAUCGCAUGUGGUCUCUGUGAAGUGUAUGGUGGACAGUUAGGAAACCUCCGAACACCAAGUGGCUACUUUGCUAAAGAUCUUGUGAGCUUUGCUCAGUCCUGGGUUGUUGCAUCUGAUGAAACCUGCAAGCUUCAGCAUUCAACAGUAAGACAUGAGAACCCAACCCUGAUUGCAGAAGAAAAUUCCCAGUGUGUUUCCAAUCAUCCUGUAUUGCAGUGCCGAAGGAUGCUCACCCACCCAAACCACUGA
This is a messenger RNA of Sceloporus undulatus (fence lizard), 5139 nucleotides long. RefSeq names its product vitellogenin-2-like. The record is from RefSeq and is a predicted model, not a curated record. NCBI's taxonomy places the organism in Eukaryota, Metazoa, Chordata, Lepidosauria, Squamata, Phrynosomatidae. Gene Ontology annotation, biological process: lipid transport. Gene Ontology annotation, molecular function: lipid carrier activity; protein binding.